This is a messenger RNA of Oryzias melastigma (Indian medaka), 480 nucleotides long. RefSeq names its product glycerol-3-phosphate acyltransferase 1, mitochondrial-like. The transcript is spliced from 2 exons. Gene Ontology annotation, cellular component: mitochondrial membrane. The record is from RefSeq and is a predicted model, not a curated record. The annotation marks the transcript as partial. NCBI's taxonomy places the organism in Eukaryota, Metazoa, Chordata, Actinopteri, Beloniformes, Adrianichthyidae.
GGCGUGGUGCUCUCCAAGCUUGUGGAGGACUUCUUCAACAUGAAGGAGGAGAUCUUGUCCCGGGACUUUGAUCUGGGCUUUUCGGGGAACUCUGAGGACGUGGUCAUGCGGGCCCUCCACCUCCUGGAAAACUGCAUCAACGUCACCAGCAGCUCCAGCGGCAACGGGGAGUUUACCAUCGCUCCGGGCCAAACGGUGCCGGCGCUGUUCGAGCUCAACUUCUACAGCAACGGCCUCUUCCACGUCUUCAUUUCUGACGCAGUUAUUGCCUGCAGCAUCCUGUCUCUGCAGAGGGAGCUGAUGUUGGAGUCGGAUUCUCAUAACCUGAACGAAGAUCCGAGUGGACUCCUCCUGGGUCAGGAGAGGCUCAUACGCAAAGCGGCCGGUCUCGCUCAUUUCCUCAUAAAUGAGGUGGCUGUAGCACCAGUAAGUACUUUAACCCUCUGGUUCCAAACCCCUAAGCCGCCUCAAAAAAUCUGA